GCACCAGCGCAGAUCCAACAGCUCCUGCACGCGCAGAACUCGCGUCCACCCAUCAUUCCAGUCCCAUCGCAGCCAGUUCCCAAACUGGGUUCAAAUCAACCGGCCCAGCCUCAGCAAGUGUCGCAGACGCAGGUCUCGCAGUACAGACCGCAAGUGACAUUCGCGUCUGGUGUCCAGCAGCCGGACUACAGAGGUAUCCCAGCGUCUAGGGGCCAGGGGCAUCCUGCGCAGGCGCCGCAGUACCGCCCUCUGCCUCAGCCCAAUUACAACGCAGCGCCACAGCCGCAGUAUCAGUCGAAGCUGCCGCCUCACAUCCAACAGUUGCUCCAAUUCCAGAGCAGUUUGGGUAACUCUAUCCCCGGAAGAUCGUAA
Molecule: messenger RNA, 372 nt
Organism: Eufriesea mexicana
Lineage: Eukaryota; Metazoa; Arthropoda; Insecta; Hymenoptera; Apidae
Product: RNA polymerase II degradation factor 1-like
Exons: 1
Source: RefSeq, a predicted model, not a curated record